CCGAACCCAAGUCCGUCUCCCACGUGCAGAGCAGAAGAGCUCGGGUCGACGUGGCCUGCUGUCGGUAUUUUAGAGGUCUUGGUACUCUGGGCUUCAGUCACCAUGUCUAUGUUGGCGGAACCAAGGAGAAAAACACAACAGUGUUUUAUUAAUCCAAGAGGUGACGCCUGGUCAAAAGAUGAAAACAAAUUCGGCCAGAAGUUAAUGGAAAAAUUUGGAUGGUCUAAAGGGAAAGGCCUUGGAAGAGAAGAACAGGGAAUGACUGACUGUAUCAAAGUUCUAACAAAGGACAACAAGAAAGGUAUCGGAUUCAAAGGCUCUGACGACGAGUGGAUCAAGCACUAUGAAGGAUUUGAAAGUGUUUUGGCUAACCUCAACAGUGAUAAUUCCCAGGAGAACUCUGCCUCUAACAGUGCUGCUAACAGUGAUAAUGAGAAAAAGGAUACCUCGUCCUUAGAAAGGCGAUCAAAGGGCUCCAAAGCCAGAGUUCACUACCACAAAUUCACACGUGGCAAAGACGUGAGCCGUUACAAUUCAGAUGACAUUGCAUGCAUCAUCGGGUCAAAAAGAUCCAAGCAACUUGCUGAUAUUGAGGCAUCUCAGAUUAAGGAUGAGGAUGAGGUUGGUCAGCAAGUGAAGCUGAAUGGUGUUACUACAGUUAAAGGUGGUACUGUUCAGGAAUACUUUGCUGAGAAAAUGGCCAAACUCAAGAUGGCACAGGCACUGCGACAAGAAGAUGAGGAUAACAAUGAAGAGAGAGGGGAAUGUGAGAUUGGGGCUCAAAAUGGUACACAAGGUUUUGGUUAUUGUUAUGAAGAACAAACACCAAUUAACGGCAAGGUGUCUGAGAGUGAGAGAGAGGAGAGAGUAGGGUUUGCAUUUGAGUAUCCAGAAAAUGGAGAUGAUUGCACUGGGGAUCAGGCAGAAAAGAAGAAGAAAAAGAAGAAGAAGAAGGACAAGGUCAAGGAGAAAGAAGUAGGAGGAGAAGAAGAAAGUGUGUCUGACACUGAAAGUUCAGUCUCAAAAACAAAGAAGAGGAUGAGAGAAGUGGAUGAAGACUUACAGGUUGAAACACAAGGUGAAGUUGAUGCGAUCGUUAAGAAGAAGAAAAAGAAGAAGAAGAAAAGCAACAAGGAAAAGGAAGAAGAAGCUGAUGAUGAUAUAAUGGCUGAGAAAUUAACCACUGAGAACUGUCAUGAGGAAGAGGUUGAGAAACUUCAUGUUGAUGCAGAUAAUGAAAAGGAGAAAAAGACAAAAGACAAGAAAAAGAAGCUAAAUUUGGAUGUAAUGAAGGCAGAGGAAUUGCCAACUGAGAACAACUGCAAAGAAGAACCUGAUAACAUGCAGGCUGAAAUUGGUGUUAACAGUGAAAAGAAGAAGAAAAACAAAAAGAAGAAAAGUAAAGAUAAAAGUACAGAGGAGUUACCCACAGAAAACAGUUGUGAAAGAGAAUCCGAAAAUGUGGAUGUUCAGAAGCCAGAUGAGGAACAAAAAAAUGAAGAAGAAAUUAACGGAGUGAAAGAUGCUGGCAAUGAAACAGAAAAAACAAAGAAGAAAAAGAAGAGGAAGUUAGAUGAAAUUGAUGGAAAUAAUGCAGAAAGCAGUGUUACUGAACCAGAAUCCAGUGAAAAGAAAAAGAAGAAGAAAAAGAAGAAAGGCUUAUGCCAAGAAGAAAUUCAAGAAGAAAAUUGUACUGAACCUUCAGUUGAAAUGCCCAAAGUCACGCCUCAAGACUGCUCAGAUGUGGAAGAGGCCAAAAUUGGAGAAGAAACUUUCCAAGAGGAGGAAUCUGCACCAAAAAGGAAGAAGGGAAAGAAGAAGAAACAAAAGAGACAUGCAGACAAAGAUGAGAACUCUCCUUCAGAUGCUCUGAGUGCAGAGGAAAAGGGUCAUUCAAGCACAGCAGGAGAAGGCAAAAAGGAGGGAGCAGAGAGUGAAGAGACCAAUAAUUCUGAAGAUAAGUCAGAUGGAAAGAAAAGAUGACUAGAGCUGGACUUUGUAGACCUUGCUGUCUCUGAUGCAGUUACAAAAGACCCAGUGUCCUUUGCUGAAGAGAUCAAAAGAAAAAAAGCAAAUGUGCGGAAGUUAAUAAAGAAGAUGAAUGCCACAGAACGGAAAUUCAAGCGGAUAACAAAAGAAAGAGAUAGCAAGGUUUCAGGUAGCAAUGAGAUGCAAGAGCAAAUCAAAACUGGUCAGACAAAAAAUAAUCACACCGGGGAUAACAAGCAAACAGCUCCUGGGAACAGUGGGCCAGAUAAUCAAACGAGUUGCCAAAAUCAGAUGCAGAAUACCAUGAACACUGGGCCAAAUAAUCAGAUGUGUGUGUGUGCCACUCUCAGAAAUCUGAUGCCUAAUAUGUGGAACAUUUUUGGUCCAAAUAAUCAAAUGUUCUUCAACAAUCUGAUGCAGAAUAUGUGGAACAUUGGACAAAAUAAUCAAAUGUUUUCAAGAAAUCUAAUGCAGAAUAUUAGAAACACUGGGCCAAAUUUUAACAUGCUUCCCAGAAAUCCAACGCAGAAUAUCAGGAACACUGGGCCAAAUUUUAACAUGCUUUCCCGGAAAUCCAACGCAGAAUAUCAGGAACACUGGGCCAAAUAAUAUGUUUUCUGGAAAUCCAACACCGAAACCCUUCAACAAUAGUCCAGAUAGUGGGAAACCUUUCCAUAAUCCAGGGAACAGUGGAGGGAAAAGGAAACCAAGAGAAAAAAAGGUUAUUUCAGAAGAAAUUAAAGAAGGUUUCAAAGGUUUCAGAGGUUCAAAUCUAUUGAAGCAUACAGGGUAUGAAAUGUGAGGAUUGAUUAUUUCCAAUGUGCAUAUGUCCGUCUGUUUUUGUAAAGACUAGCUCUGCAAGAAAAAGGGAAAGCCAAAGUUGUUUUGGAACAGAGUGUAAAAGAUGAAGUGCCCUUGAUUUGUCUCUUGUCAGAUAAUAUGUAUAGUAAUGUAGUUAUUAUUGUAUAUCUUUUGGAAUUGAAAAUUUGUAAUUAUCCUCCAGAAAAAUACCUGUUCCUUAGUGUUGCAUGAGAAAAGCAGUUAUUGAGAAAAUGAAGGCCAUUUAAUAUGUAUAAAUGAGUGAUUAAUUAAAGUCAACUGGAUGGCAAGGAUCCUUUCUUUGUGUUCUCUAUAAUCUGUGAAGAGGUGCUUAAACUGAGGAAAAAUAGCUGUUAUUACCAACACAAAAUCACUGUCCUUUAUUUGUUUACUCCAGAGUUAGAAUGUACUGCAGGUACAGAAAAAAAAUAUUUACAAGUAAGGAAUGUUAAAAUGUAAAUUGUUGAAUUCAGCAGGCCUGUGCUGAUCACACAGAGUUUUAGUGAUUGUUAAUCAAUGGAUUCCAUAUAAUUUAUGAUGUUUUCUCAUAUUAAAAUAAAAUGUGAAAUUAU
Penaeus chinensis is the source of this 3380-nucleotide messenger RNA. Its product is annotated as PIN2/TERF1-interacting telomerase inhibitor 1-like. The coding region runs from base 103 to 1983 and encodes 626 amino acids. Gene Ontology annotation, molecular function: nucleic acid binding; telomerase inhibitor activity. NCBI's taxonomy places the organism in Eukaryota, Metazoa, Arthropoda, Malacostraca, Decapoda, Penaeidae. The transcript is spliced from 5 exons. Gene Ontology annotation, biological process: regulation of ribosome biogenesis. Gene Ontology annotation, cellular component: nucleolus. The record is from RefSeq and is a predicted model, not a curated record.